CCACCUCUGUUUUUUCCCACCCAACAGGGCCAAUUCUUUAUUUAAGUUUUCCUCUUUUUCUUUUCUGCACCAAUCAUGGAUGGUGGGCAAUGUGACUUCUGACUCUCUCAGUCUUCAGUUGACCCCUUGGUUGAUUGUACACUUCGUUUGAUGCUCCUGCAUAAGAGGGCGAAUAAGGAUUUAUGAUUUUCAGCAUACUAUAAACGAAGAUGAAUUUGUAUAGUGUAUUGGAACCCACUCUCCAACAAGUAAUUAAUAUGAUCAGUCCGUUGCCGGAGGAUUGGAAUGCACGAUUGACAAUCAUUUUUGAAUUAAAACAGGUUGUUGAAUCUGUGGAAAGUUUGAGAGGUGCAACUGUGGAGCCAUUUGGAUCAUUUCUGUCAAAUCUCUUCACACGUAGGGGAGACCUGGAUAUUUCUAUUGACUUGCCUUAUGGUUCACAUAUUUCAUCUGCGGGAAAGAAGCGGAAACAAAAUUUGCUUCGGGAUUUACAGAGAGCUUUGAUACAAAGAGAUGAAUUUCGCAGGUUGCAAUUAAUCCCCAACGCAAGAGUUCCCAUUUUGAAACUUGAGAGCCACCACCGGAACAUCUCUUGUGAUAUUUCAAUAGAUAACAUGGCUGGUCAAAUGAAGUCUAAAUUCUUUUGUUGGAUCAAUGAGAUAGAUGGACGCUUCCGUGACAUGGUUUUAUUGGUCAAGGAAUGGGCCAAAGUUUAUAAUAUCAAUAAUCCUAAAAGCGGGACAUUGAACUCAUACUCUCUCUGCUUGCUUGUGGUCUUCCAUUUCCAGACAUGUGUACCUGCAAUUUUUCCUCCGCUAAGAGAUAUAUAUUCACACAAUCUUGUUGAUGAACUUCAAGGUGUGCGGGCCACUGUAGAGAGAAAUAUUUGGGAGACGUGUGCUACAAACAUUGCCAGGUUUGGAUCUGACAAAUCAAGAAAAAUUAAUCGGAGUUCUUUGUCCGAGCUUUUCCACUCUUUCAUUGCAAAGUUUUGUGAUAUAAGUAUAAAGGCCUCAAAGCUUGGAAUUUGCCCUUUUACCGGAAAAUGGGAACUAAUAGAAAAUAAUACAAGAUGGUUGCCCAACAAUCACGCUUUAUUUAUUGAGGAUCCUUUCGAGAGGCCUGCAAACUGUGCACGUGCUGUUAGUGCCAAGCAAUUGCCGAGGAUAUCCCAAGCCUUUGAGACAACCCACUUGAAGCUUAACUCUGCUACUUAUAAUCAGAAUUCGCUGCUCGCCAUACUAACCAGGCCGCAAACAUCACAAAUCAUUCCAAGAGGCAAUUACCCGAGCAAGAAUGCUGGAUAUCCAAGAUCUCAAAAGCAAGUUCACAGGUCUGUGCACUCACCAUCAACAGUGCAACAUCAAACCCAGAACAAGAGGCUGGAAAAACAUCCCAGCAGACCGGUGGUGCAACAAUUUCCUACUCAACCAGUGCAACGAAAUGUUACAGAGUUACAUGGUCAACCUGUGCAAAGAUAUCCACAUGUUCAACAUUAUCGAGGCCAAACUGUGCAACAAUUUCCUACUCAACCAGUGCAACGAAAUGUCACAGAGUUACAUGGUCAACCUGUGCAAAGAUAUCCACAUGUUCAACAUUAUCGAGGCCAAACUGUGCAACAAUAUCAAGCCCAACCCGUGCGGCAGUAUCAGAGUCAAGCACAGCAGAAGUGGAGGCCAAAACCUCCUGGUAAAUAGAAAGGCAUGCCGGAGAUUGUGCCUAGUUAAUUUUGAUUUAAAGGGGAAUGUACGUGCAAAAACUUUUAAAUGACAAUUGCAGUAUAUGUGUUCUCGAGCCCUUUGGGGUGGCUUAGUGAGAGUCGUCUAGAAUCUUGAUUGAUCUUGAAUGCAGUAAAUUAAGGGGAAGUUAAGUUUAGUAUCA
Molecule: messenger RNA, 1881 nt
Organism: Mangifera indica (mango)
Lineage: Eukaryota; Viridiplantae; Streptophyta; Magnoliopsida; Sapindales; Anacardiaceae
Product: protein HESO1
Exons: 9
Coding region: 210-1697 (495 amino acids)
Molecular function (GO): RNA uridylyltransferase activity
Source: RefSeq, a predicted model, not a curated record